AGACGAAUGAACUCUCAGAGUUUAAAGUCUCUCUAAUUCAAUACCUUCCUUCCUUCCAGAUUUGCGUGUUUCUGCUCAGAAGCACCAAUCGCGUGUGUUUAUUUUGCUCGUCCCAUUCGUGAUAAAUACGCGUAUGAGGCGCGCGUAAUACGCGUGUGUAUUAUUCGCUCAUAAAGCAUGAUUCAUACAAAUUCUUUUCAUUGCAUGGUGAAAUAUAUUUGAAAACCAUAAUUCUCUUUAAGUGACAUCAAACGGAAAUGGAAAAUGUGAAUGAACUUCCAAUUGAGGUUCUAACGCGAAUUUUUGACUAUUUCGAUGUGCGUGAAAGAAGACAUGUCUCGGCCGUCUGCACUUUGUGGCGCGACAUCCUGCAUUCGGUUCGAUUUCAGCGCCAAUGCCGCACAUUUCUCGAUGGUCGUUUCGAAGAAGAGUUUACUGAGUCUGAAAAAACUGUUCUUCAAAGCUGUCGAAAUCUUUCAAUUAUCCUUUGGGACGAGGAAAACGAAUCAGUAUACGAUUACGAAAUCGAAGACGACGCAGAAGGGCGGGAGAAGGAGGAAAUUAUCCCUCUGACUUAUUUGUUCAAUCCUACCCCGCAGCAGAAUAUAACAGAUUUGAUAUUUAGCCAAAAGCUAGACCUGGAAAGACUUGACCUUAACAGUACAUUCGUGUCCUGCCGGGAAAUUCUACAGGAUCGAUUGGAGAAAUUGGAAAACCUAAAAGAAUUGUCGCUCUUGUUCGAUUUUCGGCCAGUUUCUAGUUCCCAAGAGGUUGAUCCUCAAGUCUGGAGUAUACGACACAAUCGUAUAGAAACACUUAGGAUAGGUCUAUUGGAUGACAUACAGCCAAUAACGUUAACAGCGCCAAACCUAACUAUCUUAGACCUCAAACCAAAGUGUCCCUGGAUUCUGGACAUAAUAAGAUCCUACAAGCAUCAGCUUCAAAGUUUGAAAAUCGAUUUUCAGAAUGUGGAAUCGAUGAGUACUCUAAUGAUGAUGGAAUUCCCCUGCCUAACACAUCUAAAUGUGCAGAUGCUGGAAGACAAGGACAAUCAGAUUCGAUACGCUCGCACCCGGAAUCGAUUCGUCGAUGAGGAGAUAGAAGAACGCUUCGUAAAGGGAAUGCCAAAACUGAAACAAUUGCUGCUGACAAGCAACCUGAUGUUCUUCCGUAUUGCCAAAGCACUCGCCAAAUAUGCUUAUCAAUUGGAGGAAAUCAGCCUGGAAGAGCAACAAAUGGAUUACGAGUUGCUUAAGGUUGUGGAGAGGAUACCGAAGCUGAGACGCUUGACAAUGUUGCGCUGUGAGGUUAUGGAUUUAGGACAGGUUCAUCCCACCCUUAGUUUGCCGCCCUGCCUUAGUGAGCUUGAGCUUCUCCACAGCAAAUCGAACUUAGUAUUCAACAAAGGCCUCGCCGGAUUGAAAUCGCUCAAUGUGUGUGCUUGGACUUCGAAGAACCACAAAAUAUUACACAAGAUUUGUAAAAAUCUUCCAAACUUGGAACAUCUCACGGUGGCGUUCAAUUCUCCGAAAUUGGAGAACACAGCACUUCGCCAUCUGCAUAGGUUAACCAAACUUAAAACUCUCACGAUGACGAGCAUGGAGCUAAAAUUGCUGCAUUGGAAACAUUGUUCGGUCGUUCCUAGCGUCCAGAGGUUGACAUUCGAAAACUGUACAUUGCAUCAGUCCAUGUUCCGGCCAAUAGUCGAGCUGUUUCCUUCACUGAAAGAGCUCUACCUCGAUAGAUGUGAAUUCAAAUACUGUGAUAACGAUAACGAUAGUGAUAAUGAUGACAGUGAGGAUAGAGACAAUAAAUCAGUAGAGCAACUGCGUGAGCUAUUCCCGUUGUGUCGAGUUUCGUUCAGAAAGUGGCUCCCCAUAUGAGUAAGAUGUUGAUUUUGAAAAUAUUUAUUGAGAAGUA
Toxorhynchites rutilus septentrionalis is the source of this 1920-nucleotide messenger RNA. RefSeq lists its product as uncharacterized. NCBI's taxonomy places the organism in Eukaryota, Metazoa, Arthropoda, Insecta, Diptera, Culicidae. The transcript has 5 exons. The record is from RefSeq and is a predicted model, not a curated record. Bases 258 to 1883 code for a protein of 541 amino acids. Gene Ontology annotation, biological process: SCF-dependent proteasomal ubiquitin-dependent protein catabolic process. Gene Ontology annotation, cellular component: SCF ubiquitin ligase complex. Gene Ontology annotation, molecular function: protein binding.